AUGCGCGAGAUCCUACACAUUCAGGGAGGGCAAUGCGGCAACCAGAUCGGGGCCAAGUUCUGGGAAGUGGUCUGCGCCGAGCACGGGAUCGACUCUACCGGGAGGUACAACGGAGACAACGAGUUGCAGCUCGAGCGAGUUAACGUGUAUUACAAUGAGGCCAGCUGUGGGAGAUACGUUCCCAGGGCGGUCCUCAUGGAUCUGGAGCCAGGGACCAUGGACAGCGUCCGAUCAGGUCCCUAUGGCCAGAUCUUCCGCCCUGACAACUUCGUCUUCGGACAGUCCGGAGCGGGCAACAACUGGGCGAAGGGGCAUUACACGGAGGGCGCAGAGCUCAUUGACUCCGUUCUCGAUGUUGUCCGCAAGGAGGCGGAGAACUGCGACUGCCUGCAAGGUACACUUCCAAGUUUUCUGAUCUUCGGUUGAAGUGCCAAGUGAUCUGGACAGAUCGUGCUCCACUUCUUCCUCUGUCUAAUUCAACUUGUUUUCUGUCAAAUUAAUUCUCUGCCGAUUUUUCAGGUUUCCAAGUCUGUCAUUCUCUGGGAGGUGGAACGGGGUCUGGGAUGGGAACGCUGCUGAUAUCCAAAAUCAGGGAGGAAUACCCUGACAGGAUGAUGCUGACCUUCUCCGUUUUCCCAUCGCCGAAGGUCUCCGACACCGUCGUGGAGCCUUACAACGCGACCCUCUCCGUGCACCAGCUGGUGGAGAAUGCGGACGAAUGCAUGGUGCUGGACAACGAGGCCCUCUAUGACAUCUGCUUCCGGACUCUGAAACUUACAACUCCGAGCUGUAAGUCGCUCGUCAUCUUGUUUUUUGUUCCCCACUCCCAAAACUCUUCCCGUACUCUUUGGCCUUCAGGUUUCACCUUAACUAAUUAUGGCGGCUCUCGUCGUUGCAGUCGGGGAUCUGAACCAUCUGAUAUCCGCGACCAUGUCGGGAGUCACAUGCUGCCUGAGAUUCCCGGGGCAGUUGAACUCCGAUCUGCGGAAGCUGGCCGUGAAUCUCAUCCCCUUCCCGCGGCUUCACUUCUUCAUGGUCGGAUUUGCCCCCCUGACGUCGCGCGGGUCCCAGCAAUACCGCGCCCUCACCGUUCCGGAGCUGACCCAGCAGAUGUGGGACGCCAAAAACAUGAUGUGUGCGGCCGAUCCCCGGCACGGACGAUACCUCACUGCCUCCGCCAUGUUCCGCGGGAAGAUGAGCACCAAGGAGGUGGACGAGCAGAUGCUCAACGUGCAGAACAAGAACUCCUCCUACUUCGUGGAAUGGAUCCCGAACAACGUCAAGUCCACCGUUUGCGACAUCCCCCCCACGGGGUUGAAGAUGGCGUCCACCUUCAUCGGGAACUCGACCUCGAUCCAGGAGAUGUUUCGGCGGGUCAGCGAGCAGUUCACGGCGAUGUUCAGGAGGAAGGCCUUCCUGCACUGGUACACCGGGGAGGGCAUGGACGAGAUGGAGUUCACGGAGGCGGAGAGCAACAUGAAUGAUCUCGUCUCCGAGUACCAGCAGUACCAAGACGCGACGGCCGACGAGGAGGGUGAGUACGAGGACGAGGAGGAGGCCGAGCAGGAGUACAACUGA
This is a messenger RNA of Spirodela intermedia, 1578 nucleotides long. Lineage: Eukaryota; Viridiplantae; Streptophyta; Magnoliopsida; Alismatales; Araceae. The record is from the annotation of a GenBank genome assembly.